AUGGACAUAUCAUUUCCUGCCGCCUUGAAAUCGCUCAACUUACCGCCAUCAAACCCUUUUCAUUUUCGUUCCAAACUUUCUCUUUUUCGUCAAACUAUCAAUUUAUUUAACUUCAAACCCUCCAUUUCUUCUUCUCCUUCUUCUCCUCGCCUAUUUCCCCUUUCCUUCUCCUCUCUCACCAAUGGUUCUGCUACUGCUGCUGCCGUUGAGAUAAGCAAGGAAGGAACUUUGCCUCACGGUGUUGGAGAGGGAGUUAAUGAAGCCUCACAUCCAAAGAUUCUUCAGGUUGUUCUUGUUUCCCCUCAGAUUCCAGGAAACACUGGCUGCAUUGCUAGAACAUGCGCAGCAUCGGCUGUUGGACUACACUUAGUUGGGCCAUUGGGAUAUAAGGUGGAUGAUACCAAACUAAAGCGAGCUGGAUUGGACUACUGGCCGUACGUGGUUGUUAAAAUUCACGAUUCUUGGGAAGGUUUUCGUGAUUAUUUUUUGCAACAGGAGGGUGAAAAGCGAUUGCUAGCAUUUACAAAGCGGGGAACAAAAAUUCAUUCUGAUUUUUCCUACAAAAAAGGCGAUUAUCUAUUAUUUGGUGCUGAAACGACCGGUCUUCCGCCUGAAGCUUUGUUAGACUGCAAAACUGAACCAUUUGGCGGUGGGACUAUUAAGAUCCCGAUGGUGGAAACAUACGUCAGGUGUUUGAAUUUAUCGGUUAGUGUUGGCAUAGCUUUGUAUGAAGCUUCUAGGCAAUUAAACUAUGAAUCACUUCAGAUACCUUCAGAAUCAUGUAUUGAUACUGAGGAGGAAUCAUUCAUUACUGAAGACAUUUUUGGAUGA
Molecule: messenger RNA, 831 nt
Organism: Lathyrus sativus (Indian pea)
Lineage: Eukaryota; Viridiplantae; Streptophyta; Magnoliopsida; Fabales; Fabaceae
Source: the annotation of a GenBank genome assembly